This is a messenger RNA of Cavenderia fasciculata, 1584 nucleotides long. RefSeq lists its product as uncharacterized. The transcript has 5 exons. The record is from RefSeq and is a predicted model, not a curated record. Bases 1 to 1584 code for a protein of 527 amino acids. Lineage: Eukaryota; Evosea; Eumycetozoa; Acytosteliales; Cavenderiaceae. Gene Ontology annotation, cellular component: cytosol. Gene Ontology annotation, molecular function: mRNA binding.
AUGGACGUCAAGGAAGAUAGAGACUCGUCAAGAGAUGAGAGAGGAGGAGGAGACAGAAGAGAUUUCAACUCUUCAUCAUCUACUUCUCAACAACAACCACCUCAAGAUAGAGACAACAAUAACAGAGAAAAUAAUAGAGACAAUAACAGAAGUGGAGGUGAUAGAGACAAUAAUAGAGGUGGUGAUAGCAAUAAUAGAGACAAUAAUAGAAGUGGAGGUGAUAGAGACAAUAAUAGAGACACCAGAGACAAUAAUAGAAGUGGAGGUGAUAGAGACAAUAGAGAUAGAAGAGAUAAAGAUGUAAAGGAUGCUCCAAGAACAGGUGACAGAGACAAUAGAGAUAAUAGAGACAACAGAGACAACAGAGAUAAUAGAGACAAUAGAGACAGAGAUAGAAGUGAUAGAGGAAGUGACAGAGACAGAGGUAGAAGUGAUAGAGGAGGAGGAGGUGAUAGAGACAGAAGUGAUAGAAGUGAUAGAAGUGAUAGAGGGGGCGAUAGAGAUAGAGAUGAUCGUUAUAAUGAAAAUGAAGAACACACAUUAUUUAUUGGUAAUCUACCACUUGAUAUUGGUGUUGCUGAAGUCGUCAAUCUAUGUUCACCAUAUUGUGGAAGAAGUUCUGUUGAUAAAAUAGAUGUUAAAUCUGGAUAUGCAUUUGUAAUCAUUAAAAGUAAUUAUUCAACAUGUGAUCGAUUGAUUGCUGGUAUUCAUAGAACUAUCUAUAGAAACAAGUCUCUUACUGUACAGUACUCCAAGAGUGAAGGAAGAGGUGGUAGCACCAGAGAUAGAGAUGGUAGAGGUGACAGAGAUAGAGGUGGCAGAGAUAGAGACAGAGACAGAGACAGAGGUGGUAGAGAUAGAGACAGAGACAGAGAUAGAGGAGGUGAUAGAGACAGAUCUACCGCUUCUACAACCUCGACCAAACAAAAUGGUGCCAUGAAACCAAGUACAUCUCUCUUCCUCGUCAACUUUGGUUCAAAGACUAAUCAAAGUUUAAUUGAAACUUGGUGUAAACCAUUUGGCAGAAUUAAUAGAAUUGAUAUGAGAAAGAACUUUUGUUUUGUAGAAUUUGAUAAUAUUGAGCAAUCAACUAAAGCUAUGGAAGCUUUGCAUGGAAAAGAUGUAGCCUCUGAUGGCAAUAAAUUAACCGUAGAAUUUGCCAUAAGAAGUGACCGUAAAAGAGAUAGAAGUAGAUCAAGAGAUAGACGUAGAAGAAGAGAUAGAGAUAGAGGUGAUAGAAAGAAGGACUCUUCUUCCUCUGACAAGGAUGGUGGUGAUACCAAAAUGGACAAGGAAGAUGGCAAUGACGAUAGAGUAGGUAGAGGAAGAGCAAGAUCACCAUCUCCAUCCUCCAAACCAAAGAGAUCCCACUCUGACUCUAGAGAAGGAUCUGCAUCUCCACCAAACAACUCUAGAUCCAAUUCACCAAGACGUCGUGGUGGAAACACCAACAGUGACACUGAAGACGAAGAUGAUGGAGGUCAAUCAAGAGACAGAAAGAGAUUCAAGGAUGACGAAGAAACUAUUGAAAAUAAUAGAGAUAAUUAUCCUGAACGUCAACAAUCACCACUUUCAGUCGAUUAA